This is a messenger RNA of Lolium perenne, 462 nucleotides long. Lineage: Eukaryota; Viridiplantae; Streptophyta; Magnoliopsida; Poales; Poaceae. The record is from RefSeq and is a predicted model, not a curated record.
AUGCAGAAGAUGAAGGCUUUAGCCGAUGCCAUGGCUGCAGCCGGUGUUCCCAUCACCGAUGACGAGAUCGUCGAUUACAUCGUCAUCGGGCUCGGUUCUGCCUACAACGCCGUCACCGCACCGCUCACCCUCGGCAACAGCACUGAGGCGAUCUCCUAUGCAACAUUCUACUCGAACGUGCUCUCCUUCGAGUCCCUCCAAGCGCAGCAGGCACACGCCAAGGGCUGGACCUCCUCGGUCAAUGCAGCCAUGCGCCCUAACCCUGCCUUUCAAGGCGGUGGAUCCUCCACCCAUCCCUACGACAAUAAUGGCCAGCAGGGGCAGUCCCGCGGCAGCGGCGGAAAUGGUGGCUACGGUGGUCGCAAUGAUGGUGGCGGCUACGACCGCAACGAUGGUGGCAGCUUCGGUGGUCGCAAUGACGGCCGCACUGGUGGAGGCAAUGGUGGCGACUGGGACAAAUAG